GCACGAACUCUCAACCAUGUCUUUCCACGCAAACAAAGCUACAUGUUUGUCGUCAACUUCGACUUCGUUUAGGAUCGUCAGUGCAGAACUUCGUGCUAAAGCCAGACCUCACCGAGGCAUCGCGGAUGUUCAUAAAAAACAUUCCAUGUUUUCUCGAGCUGUCACUGAAGCUAACCAAGCAGAGACAGAUGCAGCUUCGAACGCAGCUGCACGCCCUGUGUAUCCUUUUAGUGCCAUCAUUGGGCAGGAAGAGAUGAAGUUUGCCGCCAUAAUGAACAUCAUCGAUCCAAACAUAGGAGGGAUCAUGGUGAUGGGCGAUCGAGGUACUGGGAAGUCGACUACAGUUCGGUCUUUGGUUGACCUACUGCCGCUAAUUGACGUUGUCAAAGAUGACCCUUUCAUGAGCAGCCCAACUGACCCCAACUUGAUGUCUCCAGAUAUACUCAAAUUAUUUCGUGAAGGUUCGCCUCUUGAAACCACGAGAGUUCCCAUAAACAUGGUAGACCUACCGUUGGGCGCGACAGAGGAUAGAGUGUGUGGAACCAUAGACAUCGAAAAAGCUCUGACAGAAGGGACGAAAGCUUUUGAACCUGGACUCCUAGCAAAGGCUAAUCGCGGAAUUCUUUAUGUCGAUGAGGUUAACUUACUAGACGACCAUCUUGUGGACGUUCUCCUUGACUCCGCGGCUUCCGGUUGGAACACCGUCGAACGAGAAGGAAUAAGCAUAUGUCAUCCUGCCCGUUUCAUUCUUAUUGGUUCUGGGAAUCCAGAGGAGGGUGAACUUCGCCCCCAACUUCUUGAUAGGUUUGGUAUGCAUGCACAGAUCAAGACCGUGAAGUUGCCUGAGGAGCGAGUGAGAGUCGUUGAAGAGCGCACUGCUUUUGAUACCUCACCCAAUGAAUUUCGCAAAAAGUACGAAUCGGAACAGAGGGCGAUAAUCAGUAAACUUGACACUGCUCGGGAGUUGCUGCCUUCAGUUCAAGUACCAAUGGAAAUUCGGCUCAAGAUUUCUCAGGUUUGUUCCGAGCUUGAUGUCGACGGGCUCAGGGGAGACCUCGUCACUACCCGUGCUUCCAGAGCUGCUGCUGCAUACAGGGGUGCCAACGAAGUCACCGAUGAAGACGUCUACUCGGUGGUUACACUGUGUCUUCGUCACCGUCUGCGAAAGGAUCCUAUGGCGACUAUUGACGAAGGCACGAAAGUGCUUGAGGUUUUCUCAAGUGUGUUCGGAUAUGAUUCUGAGGAGUGAGCAAGAGUUGUUGAUAAGUCCAUGAAUUUCAUGAUGGAAAUAUCCGCAGCUGAUGUACUUAUAGAGGAACUGCUCUCAACACACUACAGGAAAGGAUGCUAAACAAUUUGAAAAUAACGUCACCACUGACAACAAAAGUGGUAUUGCACAACCUUCAGAACAAACUUUCGAAAGGCAGCUUAAACUGCGUCUUCUGCCAGACCAUCAUGAACAAGAGAGUUUCAUCGAGGAACUCACUGUCCCGGGGAUGGAGAGCUCACAAGCCCUGCAGCAUCAUCCCAUGCAUCUCCUGAAAGAACGCUAUCAAUCGCUCGAGAGUUUUUAUCGACGACUUUAUCCACUAUCCCGUAAGCAAUCGCGUCCUUCGCCGUCAGAUAAAGAGGACGUUGAAUAUCCUGUGUCAUAAAGUUAGUCAGACAGGAUACGAUUCGAGAGACGAUUAAAAAAACUCCACAUUAUCUAUCUUCUCUUUGGAGUGACCAGUUGUCAGACUUAAUAUAUCAACCAUGGCUUUCUUUUGCUCAAGAACUUCUUUCCACUUGAGGUGG
Molecule: messenger RNA, 1797 nt
Organism: Micromonas pusilla CCMP1545
Lineage: Eukaryota; Viridiplantae; Chlorophyta; Mamiellophyceae; Mamiellales; Mamiellaceae
Gene: CHLL1
Product: magnesium-chelatase subunit chlI chloroplast precursor
Exons: 14
Coding region: 17-1249 (410 amino acids)
Biological process (GO): chlorophyll biosynthetic process
Cellular component (GO): chloroplast stroma
Molecular function (GO): ATP hydrolysis activity; ATP binding; magnesium chelatase activity
Source: RefSeq, a predicted model, not a curated record